Messenger RNA from Jaculus jaculus (lesser Egyptian jerboa), 4537 nucleotides. RefSeq names its product T-box transcription factor 18 (gene Tbx18). Lineage: Eukaryota; Metazoa; Chordata; Mammalia; Rodentia; Dipodidae. Bases 1 to 2409 code for a protein of 802 amino acids. The transcript is spliced from 8 exons. Gene Ontology annotation, cellular component: nucleus. The record is from RefSeq and is a predicted model, not a curated record. Gene Ontology annotation, molecular function: RNA polymerase II cis-regulatory region sequence-specific DNA binding; DNA-binding transcription factor activity, RNA polymerase II-specific. Gene Ontology annotation, biological process: cell fate specification; morphogenesis of embryonic epithelium; somitogenesis.
AUGCGCGCCGAGUCCCGGGGCGGCCGGAGCCCCGCCAAGCACAGUCGGUCGGUUGUUCGGAGCCGGGCACCCAGCCUCGCCCGGCUCGCUCGCCCUUGGCUCGGGCUUGGCGCCUGCCGAGCAGAUCAAGGUCCUACGCCGUUGCUUCUCUUGGGCCUGGGGUGGGGGCGGAUAGAGCGCAGGCAGAACCCCCGCCAAACCGGAACGGAUGCCCUAAACCGUGCGCGAACCAGGAAGAAGGCAGCGGAGUUGCAAACGUGGUUUCCCCGGGGUGGCAGAGCGGUGUCCUCCUCCCUCUGGAAUCCUCGGCUAAGGCCGACGGUGAUCGCGGACUUGCUCGUCGUCGCCCGCUUCUCGGGGCCGGGAAGUUUGGCCAGAGCCGGGUCUGAAGAGUUCUCCCGAAAACGCCUCGGGCCGGGCCCAGAGCGAGGCGCCCUAGCCGCCCCACGGGAAGGGAGGCGCAGGGCUGGAGACCAGGGGAGGGGACGCUGGUGGCCCUGGGGCCGCGAUCUCCAUUGGGCUAUUUGCUUGCGGGAGCUGGCUUGGGACUCGAACCCACGCGCGUACCAGACCCCAGCGGCGCGGCUCCUUGCUGCGGCCUCAGCCGCGCAGAGGCCAGGCUCGGCCCGGGAGCCUCUUGGCGCCUGGCAUCCCGGGUCUCCGCAGGCCUUCGCGCAGCACCGUGCUCCCACGCGCAGGACAGAGGUGUCUGUGCGGGUUGGGGGGACUCUGUCCCGCAAAGGCCAGGUCCUCCUUUUCUCAGUCCCUUUCCUCGGGCCUGCCCGCCAAGGUCUGGGGCUCAGAGGCCGGGUUCCUGUCCGGAUCUUCACCGGUUCCCCCCCAUCCAACCCCCGUCUCUCCCCUUUUUGCCGUCCAGGGAGCGGCGAGGACGGCUUCUUGCAGGGCGCUUCUCCUCUGGCAUCUCCGGGAGGCUCCCCGAAAGGGUCCCCUGCGCCGGGCCUGGCCAGGCCGGGGACCCCGCUGGCCUCGCAGCAGACGCCGAGGGUGGAUCUGCAAGGAGCAGAGCUCUGGAAGCGCUUCCACGAAAUCGGCACCGAGAUGAUCAUCACCAAGGCCGGCAGGCGCAUGUUUCCAGCAAUGAGAGUGAAGAUCUCAGGAUUAGAUCCUCACCAACAAUACUACAUCGCCAUGGACAUCGUACCAGUGGACAACAAAAGAUACAGGUAUGUCUACCACAGUUCCAAAUGGAUGGUGGCAGGCAAUGCUGAUUCCCCGGUGCCACCCAGGGUGUAUAUUCAUCCAGAUUCACCUGCUUCUGGGGAGACUUGGAUGAGACAAGUGAUCAGCUUUGACAAGCUGAAGCUCACUAACAAUGAACUGGAUGACCAAGGCCAUAUUAUUCUUCAUUCUAUGCACAAGUACCAACCUCGAGUGCAUGUCAUCCGCAAAGACUGUGGAGAUGAUCUUUCUCCCAUCAAGCCUGUUCCAUCUGGGGAGGGGGUGAAGGCAUUCUCCUUUCCAGAAACUGUCUUCACAACGGUCACUGCCUAUCAAAACCAGCAGAUUACUCGCCUUAAGAUAGACAGGAACCCAUUCGCCAAAGGCUUCCGAGAUUCUGGAAGGAACAGAAUGGGCUUGGAAGCCCUGGUCGAGUCAUAUGCAUUCUGGCGGCCUUCACUGCGGACUCUCACGUUUGAAGAUAUCCCUGGAAUUCCCAAGCAAGGCAACGCAAGUUCCUCCGCCUUACUCCAAGGUACCGGGAACGGUGUUCCUGCCUCACAUCCUCACCUUUUGUCUGGCUCCUCAUGUUCGUCUCCUGCCUUCCAUCUGGGGCCCAACACCAGUCAGCUCUGUAGCCUGUCCCCAGCUGACUAUUCAGCCUGUGCCCGUUCAGGCCUCACCCUCAACCGAUACAGCACGUCCUUGGCCGAGACCUACAACAGGCUCACCAAUCAGACCAGCGAGACCUUCGCUCCGCCCAGGACUCCCUCCUACGUGGGGGUGAGCAGCAGCGCCUCUGUGAACAUGUCCAUGGGAAGCACCGAUGGGGACACCUUCAGCUGCCCUCAGACCAGCCUGUCUAUGCAGAUUUCAGGAAUGUCCCCCCAGCUCCAGUACAUCAUGCCAUCACCAACCAGCAACGCCUUUGCUACUAACCAGACCCACCAGGGUUCCUAUAACACUUUCCGGCUACAUAGCCCCUGUGCCUUGUAUGGAUAUAAUUUCUCCACAUCCCCCAAACUGGCUGCCAGUCCUGAGAAAAUCGUUUCUUCCCAAGGAAGUUUCUUGGGGUCCUCACCGAGUGGUACCAUGACUGAUCGGCAGAUGUUACCCCCUGUGGAAGGAGUGCACCUGCUUAGCAGUGGGAGCCAGCAGAGUUUCUUUGACUCCAGGACCCUAGGAAGCUUAACCUUAUCAUCUUCUCAAGUGUCUGCGCAUAUGGUCUGAGGAAGCCUUUAACUUACACUCAACUCUAAUGGAUUUUCCUUCUCUCUCUCUCUCUUUUUUUUUUUAAUAAAAAGCAAUGUGGUAAACUAUCUGCAGUUUGUAAAAUGUACAUAUCAUAGAAAAUGAAGGCUCUUUGACUUUCUCAUAGCAAGAUUGUAAUUACCUAUGGUUUAUGUGUAUACUGUAUAUACAUAGUAGGUAGUGUAUUGAUGCCUUUUUCUCUCUCUGGUUUAUCCAGCUGCACAGAGUAUGAGUGUACAUGUGCUGUAUUUAACUCAUCUUCUCAGACUUGUAAAACCAAAAUGAUAAACCUAAAACUUGGCAAUGAUACUAACCAAAGCCUUUUUUUUUAAAGUUAGCAUACAGAGUGAUGGUAUUUUCAUACAUAUCUAACCAAAGGCUUGUAGCUUCAUGUAUCAGAAAACUGCUGUAAGCAGUUUCAUAGUAGAAUGUUGAUAGUGUAUUGUUUUCUGUUAUUCAUGGACACAUUGUGAGAUCCUAAAAUAUGAAGUCAGUGGAAGCCUUAGUAUUAGCCCUGAGGUAUAUGUAAUGAUGAAGGAUUAAUUUUUACAUUCCUGCUUACUCUUAUUUACCACAGAGUUUGGGUCUAUAACCCCUCAUAAUCAUUUCUAUUUUCUGAAGGAAAACAGAAGAGAGGCUUGUAAUUUUUUUUUAAACUUGCCAUUGGACAUAGAAGACCUUAUUUAUGUGCACAGAAUAAAUCUUUACUAUUUUGGAUCUUUUACUCAUUUAAUUUAGUUUAUCAAAUAGGUCAUUAAAGAAUGCCUUGUAAGAAUUUUAAAUCUUAAUGCUCACCAGGGAAGGAGUAUAUGAUAUAAGCAAUGGCAAGACAAGUGAACCCACCUCACAGUCUUUGAUUGCAAUGAGACAUGUUGAGGUUUGCAAAACCAGGGGGAGAUGCCAAGGUUUUUAUGUAGGUUGGUUAUUUUCAUUUAGGAUCCUUUUCUUCUGUCAUGCUUUGAGCUGCUUGACCCCUGAUCUGUGAAUAAGGAAAAGGCAUUACUGCCACUUAUUGAUGUCUCAUAACUCUUACAAAUUGAAACUUUCUCUCCUCCUUAACCUUCUCUGUCUCUGUCUGACUCUUUUCCAAAGCACACAGGACUCAGGCCUUUAUGGUGCCUGAAGGUUAUCUCCUGCCAUCUGCUUCAUGGGCACAGUCAAAGGCCAAAGCCCAUUAUCAGAAAGGCCCCCUUGGAGGACCAAUGGGGAAGAUACACAUUAUGAUAAGUGAACUAUAAAACUUUUAACCUCAACAGAAUUUCUAACCUUGGAAAUGAAGAAAUGAAAACAGUAUUAACUUUUAAAAGUCCCUAAAAUGUAUACAUGAUUCAAGAACUCAAAACAAGAAACUGAUAGUACAUUAUGUAACAGAAAAUUGUCUAAGCACGCACAACUGCACAUUGUUUUUCUAUUAGGAAACUAAAAUGAUGUGUCUGCCUAUCUGCUUGUUAUAUUUCAUUCAUUGGUCUGACAAAUGAAGAGAGUGUCUUCCUUAUCAUUGGUUCAUAGACUUGCCUUAACUCCCUCAUGUAGAAAGAGUAUAUUGCACCUGGUUUACCUCCUUAGCAGGACUAUUAUUAGAUAUUGAGGGUAAUAUUCUGCUCAAACAGAAUGCGUACCAUAUAUGACUCUGUUGAUAGAUGCUGGCAGUUUUCCUCAUAGAGUCAGUAAACAUUUAUCAAAUUGAUACUGCUCUUAAGAUCCAAGAUUAGCAUGAUGGGACAUGAAAUAUUUGCAAUAAAUGUAUCUAAAUAAAAUAUUGUGUGUGGUAUUAAUAACUUGACAAACAUUCUGAAAAGGGCUUUGAGAAUGAGUCCAUCCCAGCCUUUGUGCUUGACAUAAUUCAAGGAUAAUAGUUUUCUCAAGAAAACAUGGAAAGUAAUGUUCAUUACCCAUACUGCAUAUAUAUAUUAAGUAGAGCAUUGCUAAUUUUGCUGUUGGUAAAUUGAGAUGAUACCACAAUGUGAGUAGAGUUGGUUAUGUGUUUUUUUUUGGGGGGGGGAUGGUGGUAAAAUUUAGCAAUAUACAAAUGCUAUUUCUUUUAGGUUUACUGUAAAUAUUAAUCACCAUGUCACUCUGAAGAUUAACCUUUUAUUAUUAUAUUAAA